This is a messenger RNA of Apodemus sylvaticus (European woodmouse), 10417 nucleotides long. RefSeq names its product assembly factor for spindle microtubules (gene Aspm). NCBI's taxonomy places the organism in Eukaryota, Metazoa, Chordata, Mammalia, Rodentia, Muridae. The transcript has 27 exons. The coding region runs from base 791 to 10000 and encodes 3069 amino acids. The record is from RefSeq and is a predicted model, not a curated record. Gene Ontology annotation, molecular function: protein binding.
UAGGUAUGUGUGCUAAGGCAAUAGGGAACCCCGUUAUAGCCUCAGAUGCUGGCAGUAGUCAGUUUUGGAAUACAUGGUUGGAAGCCAGUACUGUAUUUCUACAUACAACUAUUUUACACAAUGGUCACAAAGAUGUUAGGUAACUUAGGAAGGAUAGUAGACAUGGCUAUUAAGACUAGCUAGCUGUUCCCCAGUAAUUAUUUAUUGGACUUGACCGCCAACAUUCUAACCCCUCCACUAUCACUGAUGUGUUCUAAUUAGUUACUCAGCCUUGCCUAGGACCAGUUGAGCUUGCCAUUUCUUUCCAGGGAUUUGUUCACAAGUUGCACUCAGCUAUUCAAGACCGCAUGCAGCAGUGGGUUGGACACAGUUAUGAUUUUCUUUUCUUCACCGGAACGUGUUUAAAACAUCAAGGGCGAUUUCUGUACUUGCAGACGGUCUCUUUGAGUCAAGGAAGUUUGUUGCCUUUUUAUUUUUGCUCCUAGUAACCCUGACAACCCCGCCAACGUUUAAACAAGGCGCCGCCUCCUCAUUGGCCAGGCGUUCUCGCUCGCUCAUUGGCUCUUUAGUGAUUUGGGUUUUUCCUCACUGAUUGGUCCGCUAGCGAGGGUUCCGGGCGCUCCCCAUUGGUGGAGGCGAGAUAUUUGAACUGAGCAAAAGCGGCUAGGCUGCUUGCCCUGGAGUUGCGGGGACACCUCUGGCCUUCUGAUCUUUGUCCUAGGUCUUGGCUUCCCGGAAGCCUGCGGGACCCGGACAGCGGGUACCUGACUGCCCGGCGCGGGCGGCUGCCAUGGCGACGGUGCAGACGGCUUUCUGCUCGGAGGAGAGCGGGCGGCGCGCGCGCCGCGAUCCCGCGGCCGAGGAUACGUCUCCGCCGGUGCUGUUGCUCAGCCACUUCUGCCCUAUUCCCUUCCUCUGCUUCGGGGAUGUCCGCGUGGGCACGUCGCGGACCCGGUCUCUGGUCCUGCAUAACCCGCACGAGGAGCCUGUGCAUGUGGAGCUGUCGCUGCUGCGCGCCGCAGGCCAGGGCUUCAGCGUGUCGCGGAACCGCUGCGAGCUGAAGCCUAAAGAAAAAAUCACCAUUUCUGUUACCUGGACACCAUUGAAAGAAGGGGGAGUAAGGGAGAUUGUGACAUUUCUUGUAAAUGAUUUUCUGAAGCACCAGGCUAUAUUACUAGGAAAUGCAGAAGAGCAUAGGCAGAAAAAGAGAAGUCUUUGGAAUACCAGUAGGAAGAUUCCAGCCUCUUCAAAACAUACAAAAAGGACUUCCAAAAACCAGAAUUUUAAUGAAUCAUUUACUAUUUCACAAAAAGACAGAAUUAGGAACCCACUGCAGCCUUGUGAAAAUCUGGCUAUGAGUGAGUGCUGUUCCCCAACAGAAAACAGUUCUUUCCCCCUUGAAGAAAACAAAGUGCCCACAUCCUCUGUUAGCCCCAUUAGAGAAUGCCAGAGUGAGAGCUGCUUGCCACUGUGUGGCCGCGGGCCUCCUGCCUGUUCAUCUCUUCAGGGACCUGAAAAUGCACAAAACUUAAAAGUACAAGAUGCCAGCAUUUCAAAAAAAUUUGAUUUUAAUGAGGAAGUCGCAAAUGAAACUUUUAUUAAUCCCAUUAGUGUCAGUCACCAAAGUGAAGGGGAUAGUAAACUCAGGCUUGUCCCAAACUGUUCUUCACCUUUGAAUAGUACUCACACCCAGAUACAUUUUCUAAGUCCAGAUUCUUUUGUGAACAACAGCUGUACAUCUGAUAAUGGCCUGAAACCAGUGAAAAAUGUUUUCUCAGAUACAUUUAGGAAAGAUCCCUUAGACUCUGUAUGUCUGGAACCCCAAACUAGACAUGAAGUUUGCCAACCAAUCUUAAGCCCAGAUUCUUUUUUAAAUGAUAAUUAUGGACUUAAAAAAGGUCUAAACUUAGAAUCAGUCAAUCCUGUUUUGUCUCCAACACAAUUUGGAAAGGAUAACAUGGUCCACGUAGGUCAGCAAAUGGGUAAAUUAUCAGCAUCGUCAAAUAAAACUUCUCAGGAUUGGAGAAUAAAUGAAGGUUUGGCAUAUAACCCUGAGUGUCUGCAUGCACAAACUCCCAGCAGUAGAUUUGAAAAACAAAACCCCAUAGAAAUGAAGUCACAUGACUACACUUUUACAAAGCAAAAGCCCAAGAUUUCUGAGCUUCAAGAUGCUUUUUGUAACCAGAGCAAACAACCAAAAAGGAGACGCCCAAUUCUUUCUGCCACUGUUACAAAAAGAAAGCCCACCAAUGCCAGAGAAAAGCUACCUGAGAUUAAUAAACCAAACGCCAAAAGAUGUCUUGAAGGUCUAGUAGGUGAAUGUAGAAAAGAAGUGGAUAACCUAAGGGAGAAAGGUUUUCAUCCAGCUCUGCCAAUCGUGGAGCCAGUAGUGAGUAAGCCUCCAAGUUACAGGGCUGAAGUAACACCUUCAGCUGCUGUAGUUGCUCGGAAAAGAAAGAGCAGCGGAACAGUGGAGGACACACAUGGAAAGCCAGCAGUUGCAGAAUGGAUGGACGUGUGUGAAAUCAAACGAAUCCAUUUUUCUCCUCUGCAAUCUACACCAUCAACUGUUGUAAGAACCACAAAGAAAGAAGCGCUCACCUCAAAGCGCGUAAGCAGCUUGGAACGGUCAGGCCUGAAGAAGAAAGCCGAUUCAUUAUUAAAAACACCUCUUUCAAAAACAAAGAAAAAGAGAAGAUCCAUGGUUGCUGUAGCACAGUCUCAUCUGACCUUUAUAAAGCCAUUAAAGGCAGCUAUUCCUAGACACCCAAUGCCAUUUGCUGCAAGGAACAUGUUCUAUGACGAGCGCUGGAAGGAAAAGCAGGAGCAGGGCUUCACUUGGUGGCUAAAUUACAUCUUAACGCCUGAUGACUUCACUGUAAAAACCAAGGUUUCUAAAGUAAACGCUGCCACCCUUGUUUUGGGAGCAGAGAGCCAACAUAAAAUAAGCGUCCCGAAAGCACCCACAAAGGAGGAAGUGUCUCUCAGAGCCUACACCGCCAGCUGCAGGCUGAACAGAUUACGUCGCGCAGCUUGCUCCUUGUUUACUUCUGAAAAAAUGGUGAAAGCUAUUAAAAAGGUUGAGAUUGAGAUUGAAGUUGGGCGGUUACUUGUUCGAAAAGAUCGACACCUUUGGAAAGAUAUUGGAGAACGCCAAAAAGUACUGAAUUGGCUCUUAUCAUAUAAUCCUCUGUGGCUACGAAUUGGUCUGGAGACAGUUUUCGGAGAACUGAUCCCUCUGGCAGACAACAGUGACGUCACGGGAUUGGCAGUGUUCAUUCUGAAUCGCUUACUUUGGAAUCCUGACAUAGCAGCUGAAUAUAGACACUCCACUGUUCCCCUCCUGUUUCGGGAUGGUCACGAAGCAGCUUUGUCUAAGUUCACAUUGAAAAAAUUGCUGUUGUUGAUCUGUUUCCUUGACCAUGCUAAAAAUUCCAGACUUAUUGAUCAUGAUCCUUGUCUGUUUUGUAAAGAUGCUGAAUUCAAGGCUAGUAAAGACCUUCUUCUAGCCUUUUCACGAGAUUUCCUAAGUGGUGAAGGUGACCUUUCUCGUCACCUUAGCUUAUUGGGGUUACCCGUGAGCCAUGUUCAGACGCCACUUGAUGAAUUUGAUUUUGCUGUCAUGAAUCUUGCGGUGGACUUGCAGUGUGGGGUUCGCCUUGUGAGAGCCCUGGAGCUUCUCACACAGAACUGGAGUCUGUCAGGUAAACUCCGAAUUCCUGCAGUAAGUCGAGUUCAGAAGAUGCACAAUGUUGAUCUUGUUCUUCAGGUCCUCAGAUCACGAGAUGUCCCACUGACUGAUGAACAUGGGAGCGCUAUCUUGUCUAAGGAUAUUGUGGAUAGGCACAGAGAGAAAACCCUUGCAUUGCUCUGGAAAAUAGCAUUUGCUUUCCAGGUGGAUAUUUCUCUUAAUUUAAAUCAAUUAAAGGAUGAAAUUAAUUUUCUAAGGCAAACACACAGUAUAAAGAGAGCUAUGUCUGCACUAACAUGCCCUUCACAAGCUAUUACUAGUAAGCCAAAAGACAAAAGGAUUAGUGGGAAUUUUGAACACUACGGUCACAGUGUGAAGUUAUUGAUGGAUUGGGUUAAUGCAGUUUGUGCCUUCUAUAAUCAAAAGGUAGAGAAUUUUACAGUGUCUUUCUCUGAUGGCCGUGUGCUCUGUUAUUUGAUCCACCAUUACCACCCAUGCUAUGUGCCUUUCGAUGCCAUAUGCCAGCGUACCACUCAGUCCGUGGCCUGCACACAGACUGGCUCAGUGGUAUUGAAUUCUUCUUCUGAAUCUGAAGGAGGUUGUCUGGAUCUGUCUCUUGAAGCCCUCAAUCACGAAAAUACUCCAGAAGUGUACAAAGAGCUUCUAGAAAACGAGAAGAAAAAUUUUCAUUUGGUGAGAUCUGCAGCUAGAGAUCUUGGAGGAAUCCCUGCUAUGAUUCAUCACUCGGACAUGUCAAAUACAAUUCCAGACGAAAAGGUGGUUAUCACCUAUUUGUCCUUUCUUUGUGCGCGGCUUUUGGAUCUCCGUAAAGAAAUAAGAGCUGCCCGACUUAUACAGACAACAUGGAGAAAAUAUAAACUAAAAAGAGACCUGAGACACCAUCAGGAAAGAGACAAAGCUGCUAGAGUUAUUCAGUCAGCUGUUCUCAAUUUUCUAAGUAGACGAAGAUUGCAAAAAACGGUCAGUGCAGCUCUGGUCAUUCAAACAUGGUGGCGAAGAGUCUUGGCACAAAGGAAGUUGUUGAUGCUGAAAAAUGAAAAACUGGCAAAACUUCAAAGUAAAUCAGCAUUGCUUAUUCAGGCUUAUUGGAGAAGAUAUUCCACCAGAAAACAGUUUCUGAGGUUGAAACACUACACAGUCAUCCUUCAGUCACGGAUAAGAAUGAAAAUUGCUCUUAUAUCUUACAAACAAUAUCUUUGGGCCACAGUUACAAUUCAGAGGCAUUGGCGCGCCUAUUUAAGUAGAAAACGAGAUCAGCAAAGAUUUCACAAGCUGAGAUCCUCCUCCCUUGUCAUACAGUUUAUGUUCAGAAGGUGGAAGCGACGCAAGCUGCGGUUACAAACCAAAGCUGCAGUAACAUUGCAGCGAGCUUUUAGACAAUGGCAUGCCAGGAAACAAACACGGGAAAGAUCUGCUGUUGUGAUACAGUCUUGGUACAGAAUGCACAGGGAAUUGCAGAAAUACAGUUAUAUUAGAUCUUGUGUUGUUGUCAUCCAGAGAAGAGUUAGGUGCUUUCAAGCCCAAAAGUUAUAUAAAAGAAGAAAAGAUGCCGUCCUGACUCUCCAGAAACACUACAGGGCGUAUCAGAAGGGGAAGCUGGCGCGCACCGACUAUUUGCAGAAACGAGCUGCCGCCAUUCGACUGCAGGCUUCAUUCAGGGGCAUGAAGGCUCGCCGUUCAUACAGUUUGCAGAUUCUAGCUGCCUGUGUCCUUCAGUCGUAUUGGAGAAUGAGACAAGAAAGAGUUAGAUUUUUAAACUUUAAAAAGAUGGUCAUCAAAUUGCAAGCACACAUAAGAAAACACCAACAACUACAGAAAUAUAAAAAGAUAAAGAAAGCAGCUAUUACAAUUCAGACUCAUUUCCGAGCUUCCAUUUUAGCUAGGAAGGUUCUAGCAGCUUUUCAGAAAACAAGGUCUUCAGUCAUUGUUCUACAGUCCGCAUAUCGAGGGAUGCAAGCCAGGAAAACAUUUCGUCAUGCUUUAACAUCUGUUAUAAAGAUUCAGUCAUGUUAUCGAGCUUAUAUAUCCAGAAAGAAGUUUCAGAGCUUCAGAAAUGCCACCAUAAAGCUUCAGUCAGUUGUCAGAAUGAAACAGUCACGGAAGCAGUACUUACAGGUGAGAGCGGCUGCUCUGCUUAUCCAGCAGUGGUACCGGUCCCAGAAACUGGCUUCACAGGAGAGAAGAGAGUACAUACAGGUGCGUGAGUCCUGUAUCACACUGCAGUCAUACUUUAGAGGCUGCCUGGUCAGAAGGCAGAUGAGGUUACAGAACAGAGCUGCCACUUCUCUACAGUCGUACUUCAGAAUGAGGACGGCGAGGCAGCGCUACCUGAGGAUGCGCAAGGCCGCUCUUGUCAUUCAGAGUUUCUACUGUGCCUACAGAGCACAAGUCAGUCAAAGGGAGAACUUCCUGCAGGCCAAAGGAGCAGCUAUUUGUUUGCAGGCCGCUUACCGAGGCUGGAAAGCACGCCGGCAAAUCAAGCAGCAGUCUACAGCUGCUGUUACCAUUCAGAGGGUUUUUAGAGGCCACCGUCAGAGGAUGAAAUACCAGACUGUGCUUCAGUCCGCUGUGAACAUUCAGAGAUGGUACAGGGCACACAAGGUUGCUUAUGACACAAGAGUUCAAUUUCUAAAGACGAGAGAGGCUGUGGUUUCUCUCCAGUCUACCUUCCGUGGCUGGCAAGUUCGGCAGCAGCUCAGGAGGCAACAUCAGGCUGCAGUGAAGAUCCAGUCUACUUUUAGAAUGGCCGUGACCCGGAAGCAGUAUAAACACCUAAGAGCAGCUGCAGUAGUCCUGCAGCAGCAUGUCAGGGCAUGGGCUGCCGGAAGGAGGCAGCGCUUGGAGUACAUCAGGCUGCGUCGUGCAGCUCUGGUGUUUCAGGCCACAUGGAAGGGAAAGACCCUGAGAAGACAGAUUGCCCGGCAACACCAGUGCGCUGCCCUCAUACAGUCAUAUUACAGGAUGCACAUUCAGCGCAGGGCGUGGGGCAUCCUGAGGACCGCUGCUCUUCGGAUUCAGGUGUGCUAUAGGGCUUACAAAGUGGGAAAGGAACAACGCCAUUUAUACCUGAAAAGGAAAGCGGCUGUAGUAGUUUUACAGUCAGCUUACCGGGCUAUGAAAGUGAGAAAACAGAUAGCUGAAUACCACAAAGCAGCAGCCACUAUACAGUCUAAAUUUAGAGCCUACAGAACACAAAAGAAAUACAGGACUUAUAGAACUUCGGCUAUUAUAAUUCAGAGGUGGUAUCGGAAUAUUCAAGUCACAACCCAGCAACAUCAGGAAUACCUUACCUUCAAGAGAGCAGCAAUUGCAGUCCAAGCUGCUUAUCGAGGCAUUAGAGUUAGGAGACACAUUCUGCACAUGCACAUGGCGGCCACACUUAUUCAAGCCACCUUUAAGAUGCAUCAGUCGAGAGUAAGGUACCACAAGAUGAGAGCAGCAGCUGUGGUGAUUCAGGAGCGAUACAGAGCGUAUUAUCUAGGUAAAAAUCAACAUGAAAAGUACCUGAGGACUUUGACGGCUAUUAAAACCCUUCAGGCUGGUGUCAGAGGAGCAAGAGUUAGACAGACUGUAAGAAAGAUGCAUGUUGCAGCCAUACUCAUUCAGUCAUAUUUUAGGAGACACAGACAGCAAGCAUAUUUCCAUCGGUUGAGGAGGGCGGCAACAGUGGUGCAGCAGAGAUACCGAGCAGUGAAAGAAGGCCGCGCUGAGUUUCAGAGGUACAGCCGACUGAGGCGUUCUGUAAUCCUCCUUCAGGCUGCCUUUAGGGGACUGAAAACUAGGAGACGCUUAAAAGCUAUGCACUUAGCUGCUGCUCUCAUUCAGAGGAGAUUCAGGACUCUCCUGAUGAGACGGAAGUUCCUCUCUCUCAGGAAAACUGUCAUUUGGAUUCAGAGACAGUACCGAGCAAGACUUCACACCAGGUAUUGCCGGCAACAAUUGCUGUUGGAAAAGGCAGCCACAAAGAUCCAGUCAUCAUACAAAGGAUGGGUGGUGAGGAAAAGGGUGCAGAAGAUGCACAGGGCUGCUACUGUGAUUCAGGCCGCUUUCCGAAUGCACAGAGCCUGUGUGAGGUACCAGCAUCUGAAGCGGGCCUCAGUUGUGCUCCAAAGGCGAUACCAAGCACACAGAGCUGCAGAACUGCAGAGGCAGCUUUUCACCAGGCAAAGACAUGCUGCUGUGAUCCUGCAGGCUGCCUUUAGGGGGAUAAAAACCAGAAGUCAUUUGAAGACCAUGCAUUCUUCUGCAACCCUUAUUCAGAGUAAAUUUAGAGCUUUUAUAGCAAGGAGACGAUUCCUCGCUCUCAGAAAAGCUGCAAUAUUUGUGCAGAGGAAAUUCCGAGCCACCCUUUAUGCCAAGCAUAAAUUGCACCAAUCCUUGCAGUUACGAAAGGCAGCCAUUACAAUACAGUCCUCUUAUCGAAGACUGAUGGUACAAAGGAAGUUACAAGAAAUGCACAGGGCUGCAGCUCUUAUCCAGGCUACUUUCAGAAUGCACAGAACUUACGUUAGAUUUCACCUUUGGAAACGCGCCUCGAUUAGAAUUCAGCAGCAGUAUCGAACAUACAGAACUAUAAAACUACAAAAAGAAAAACUCAUCAGAGAAGAACACAGUGCCGCUGUCAGAAUACAGAGCACGUACAGGAUGUACAGGCAGCGUCGUUUGUAUCAGCGGCUUCGGUGGGCAGCAGAAGUGAUACAAAGAGCAUACAGAGCCAGUAAGAGCCGGCAAGAUCUGCUCAAGGCGGGUGAGGGAGAAGCAUUCAACCAGUUGCAUUUCCAGGGUUUAAACACCGCAAAAGAAGUUCAGCGGCAGCAUGAGGCCGCCGUGAUUAUACAGAAGCAUUUUAGAGCCUUUAAAGCAAGGAGGCUUAUGGAGCAAAGAGGCUUCCGGGCCGUAUGGGGAAAAUAUAAAGCUAAGAAAUACUUAUCCAAAGUGGAAGCUGCCUGCAGGAUUCAAGCUUGGUAUAGGUGCUGGAGAGUGCGCAAGAGACAUCUAACUGUAUUGAAAGCUGUUAAAAUUAUUCAGGGUCACUUCUAUGCGAAGCUAGAGAGAAUGAGAUUCUUGAAGAUGAGAGCAGCAGCUGUUAUAAUUCAAAGGAAAUGGAGAGCUAUACUCUCUGCAAGAGGAGUGCAUGAGAAUUUAAAAGUUUCAGAACAGAAAGCCCAAAUUCGGGUUUUCCGCUUUACUGCAGCUGCAUACUGUCACAUGUGUGCUCUCAGAAUCCAGCGAGCUUAUAGACUCCACGUGACUCUGAGGAAUGCUAAGAAGCACGCUAAUUCAGUCAUCUUUAUUCAGAGAUGGUUUCGGAGAAGAUUACAACAAAAGAGGUUCGUUGAACAGUACCAUAAGGUCAUAAAAGCUGAGCGGGAAGCCCGGGCGUGCCGGCACCAGCAGGAAAGGGCCGCUGUCGUCAUCCAGAAGGCAGUGCGCCGCUUUCUCCUGUGCAGGCGACAGGAGAAGGUCAAUAGCAGCGCCACUAGGAUUCAGGCAUUAUGGAGAGGCUAUUCUUGGAGGAAGAAAAACGAUCACACAGAGAUUAAGGCUAUCCGGCGAAGCCUGAGAGCUGUGAGCAGGAACGUGGAGGAGGACGACAAGCUGUACAGAAGAACUGAGCGCGCGCUUCAUCACCUGCUCUCCUACAAACACUUGUCGGCCAUUCUGGAUGCACUGAAGCACCUGGAGGUUGUUACCAGACUGUCUCCCCUUUGCUGUGAGAACAUGGCUGAAAGCGGAGCGGUUUCUACCAUCUUCGUUGUGAUCCGAAGCUGUAAUCGUAGUGUUCCUUGUAUGGAAGUUGUUGGAUAUGCUGUUCAAGUAUUGUUGAAUGUGGCAAAGUAUGAUAAGACGAUCUCAGCCAUUUACGAUGCUGAGAACUGUGUGGACACACUGCUGGAGCUCUUGCAGGUGUACCGCGAGAAGCCUGGAGACCGCGUGGCCGAGAAGAGCGCCAGCAUCUUCACAAGAACGUGCUGUUUGUUAGCAGUGCUGUUGAAGACAGAGCAGUGUGCUUUCGAUGCACAAAGUAGAUCUAAAGUCAUUGAUCGUAUUUAUCGUCUCUACAAAUUUACGGUUCCUAAGCAUAAAGUAAAUACACAGGGAUUAUUUGAUAAGCAGAAGCAGAAUUCCUGUAUAGGCUUUCCAAUUAUACCAGAAAGAUCUAUGAAGACCAGGAUGGUUUCAAGACUUAAGCCACAGUGGGUUUUGAGGCGUGAUAAUAUGGAAGAAAUUACUAAUUCCCUGCAAGCUAUUCAACUGGUAAUGGAUACCCUUGGAAUUCCUUUUUAGUAAAAGGAAACAUUUUCAGUGUGUGACCAAAAAAAAAAAAUUAUGCCAAUCAUGGAUACCUGGAGCAAUUUUUACUGUCAGAAUAAACUGUUUAGAUAUGACUGUAAAAAUAAAAAUGUAUAUAUUACAAGUUACUAAAUUGUUUAAUGACUUCAUUUUUACUAUUUUUUAAUAUUUGAGAUUUAUAAUUUAAAUAUUUUUCCUCCAAACCCUGCCAUAUACCACUACUUGCUCUUUUUCAAAUUUAGUGAAAUAUUGUGUAUCAGCUGUCAAAAGUCCUCUGGAACCUUGGUGAGGUGGAAAAUUCACCCUCUCUUCACUAAUUAUUAUGCAGGUGUCAUAUAUAUAUAUAUUUGUAUAUUAUAUGUAUAUGUAUGUUUGUAUGUAUUCCUAAAUAUAGUGUGAUAAAUCCUAUAA